This is a messenger RNA of Gigantopelta aegis, 1055 nucleotides long. RefSeq names its product succinate dehydrogenase assembly factor 3, mitochondrial-like. Gene Ontology annotation, cellular component: mitochondrial intermembrane space; mitochondrion. The transcript has 3 exons. The coding region runs from base 88 to 432 and encodes 114 amino acids. Lineage: Eukaryota; Metazoa; Mollusca; Gastropoda; Neomphalida; Peltospiridae. The record is from RefSeq and is a predicted model, not a curated record. Gene Ontology annotation, biological process: succinate metabolic process; mitochondrial respiratory chain complex II assembly.
GGAAAUAACAGAAUUGUAGUGAUGGUUGCGUAAUCGUUUGGAUUUUGUUUUCUGAUGAAAUUAUUUAGAUAUGACUGAAUGAUCUGAAUGGCGUCCGAGUUUACUCACGUGCAGAGGGUGCGAGCUCUGUACAAGGCUCUCCUCAAACUGCACCGUGGUCUCCCUGCUCCAAUGAAGGCACUUGGAGACCAGUACCUGAAAGCCGAGUUCCGCACACACGCGAAGGUCGCCCCAGCAGAGGCAGACGCGUUCCUGUCAGAAUGGACGAAAUAUUAUGUAACACUGGCUAAACAGCUGGGAUCGAAAAAGAAGACACAACAGAUAGGAGAACAUCUUUCCCCACAACUCAUCGACAACUUCCACGAUGAACAGCUGGGUCAAUUGUAUGAACUCCAUAAAGAAACUACAAAACCAAUAGUUGAGAAAAGCUGAUGGUGUGUGCACUUAGAACGCAUGUGUGUCUUGGUGUAUGAGUGUGACAAUUAGUGUUGCAAAUAGCUUAAAAUUUCAUCAUAGAUCACCCAUUAUAAUCGGCUGGCAUCGACAGAUCAACUUUCAAUUUCGCAAUUGUUUAGAGGGUUAAAAGUUUGUUUUGUUUAACAACACCACUACAGAGCUCAAACUUAACAACGGCACUGAUGGCAGUUGCCGUCGCUGAGAUAUAAAUUGCCAUAGGUAGAGAACAUUAAUGAUUGCACUUUUGUGCCAUCUGUAAAGCUCCUCAACAAUGGCAAAAUGUUUACAUGUGGUGUACAUUAUCUGCCAAUAUUUAACAUUUGCUCAUUUCAAAUAUGUCUACAUACAGCAAAAUAGCCUUACAGUCAUGUUUAUUUGUUGCAAAUGUCACUUUAAAAAAAUUUGCCCAUGGAAAUUCUUUUAAAAAUUGCCAUGGGAGACAACUUCUUACGUUCAAGACCUGCACACUGAUUGUUUAAUCAUCGACUAUUGGAUGUCAAACAUUUUGUAAUUUCUUAGAGAGGAAACCCGCUAUAUUUGUCCAUUAGUAGCAAGGGAUCGUUUAUAUUACACCAUCCCACAGACAGCCCACAGACAGG